AUGGCUGAUCAACGUAACAACGAUGACGGACACCAUAGUCAAAAUGAAGAUGAAGGGCCCUAUUUUGCCGAAGAUAGUAUGGAUAUCUCAGACCAAAUUGGGAGAGCUUUAGAAAAGUACACUCCUAUUCUACUCAGAAGGUUGAAUGCUACAUUAGAAGGAGCAGUGAAUAAUCACAUUGCUCAAAUAAUUAAAGAAGAAGUUGCGAUCAAUGUGCAACGAGAAAUUGAAAAGAGGGAUGCAAAGGAUAAAGGCAAAAAAAUUGAGGAUGAAAAAGAGGUUGAAGUGACGGCGGAAAGGAUCUAUAAAAAGAAGUUCACUUUCCGAGAUUUUGAAGUGUGCCAUCCACCAGAGUAUCACGGUGAUCGUGAUCCUAUCGUGUGUACACGGUGGAUAUCGGAAAUCGAAGGGGCGUUCCGCACAAGUCAAUUCCCCUCACACUUAAAAGUGAUCUUUGCGGUUGGUAUGCUAAGAAAUAGUGGGAAGAGAUGGUGGGAUGGUUUGCUAGCGAUUAAGAAGGGGGCAUUAGAUGACGUUGAAUGGCCCGAAUUCAAAGCAAUGUUUUUCAAAGAGUUUCUGUCAGAGGCCGAGGUAACCAAGUUGAGGAGUGAGUUCCUCAAUGAUUGUCAAGGUAGUUUGAGCGUAAAUGAAUUUCGGGCUCAAUUCUUGGACAAGGCACAAUUUUGUCCGGAAUUUCUAGAAAAUGAUCAAUUGCUCAAGGAGCAAUUUUACUUGAAGUUGAAGAAGAGUUUGCGGGAGAAGAUUAGUUUACGCCAAAUGGAGUCCUUCUCCAUGUUGGCGGAUGUGGCUAGAGAUCACGAAAUUGAGAUGAAAAGGGUGGAUGAUAGUGAAUUAAAAAGGAAGCAUGAAGACGUGAGCUCCCCAAACAAGAGGCCUAGACAAGAAGGGAAUUCCGGAAAUCACUUUAAUAAAAGAGCUCCAUUUUGUCGCCAAUGCAAGAAAAAUAUUCAGGGGUAUGUAGGGCGGUGGAGAAAGGUUGUUAUACUUGUGGGGAGCCAGGGCAUACUAGCCGAGAAUGUAGGUCCAAACCUCACAAGGCCGUUGUUUGUUUCAAAUGCUUUGAAGAGGGUCAUAUGA
Erigeron canadensis is the source of this 1098-nucleotide messenger RNA. RefSeq lists its product as uncharacterized. Bases 1 to 1098 code for a protein of 365 amino acids. The record is from RefSeq and is a predicted model, not a curated record. Lineage: Eukaryota; Viridiplantae; Streptophyta; Magnoliopsida; Asterales; Asteraceae. The transcript has a single exon.